AUGGCCUUUGGGAUAAUUUUAAAAACUAGAAGUCAGAAGUCUCUGGGUUCAGGCAUAGUUUGCAGCAACUUGGCUAAACGCACCAAGAAGGUUGAUAUCAUGGGUAAAUACGAGACCUGUUAUGGUGCUUCCCUCAGGAAAAUGGUGAAGAAGAUUGAAAUAAGCCAGCACGCCAAGUACACGUGCUCCUAUGGCAACACCAAGAUGAGAAAACGAGCUGUGGGGAUCUGGCAUUGUGGCUCCUGCAUGAAAACCAUCACUGGUGGUGCCUGGACCUACAACACCACUUUUGCCAUCACAGUAAAGUCCGCCAUCAGAAGACUGAAGGAGUUGAAAGACCAGUAGAAGUUCCACCAUUCGAAACAUUGCUAGCCUAUAAUAAAUGGGUUAAUUUAUGUAACAACAACAACCACAAAGCUAGAAGGCAGAGUGAAAAUGAGAAACCUAACUUCGGGUGAUGCUCCUACAAUCUAAUCAGUAUUAGGAUUGACAAAAGGGCCAGCGCCCUUUGGCCUAAUCCCCAGUUGGGGAUCCAAAGACCAUAUACACAGGAGUGGGAAAAUGGACAGGGAGUGAAGGAGAGACUUUUCUGGGAACUGUCAUUGGCAUGAGCCUAAUAUAAUGUGAUCCAAAGCCUGUUGGUGAAGUCCUAAGGGGAGCUACAUUUAGGUUGGGAAGAUGUGGGAAUGCUGUGUUUGAUGGUAUUAA
This is a messenger RNA of Mustela lutreola (European mink), 708 nucleotides long. Its product is annotated as large ribosomal subunit protein eL43-like. Gene Ontology annotation, molecular function: structural constituent of ribosome. Gene Ontology annotation, biological process: translation. The transcript has 2 exons. The record is from RefSeq and is a predicted model, not a curated record. Gene Ontology annotation, cellular component: ribosome. Bases 1 to 345 code for a protein of 114 amino acids. NCBI's taxonomy places the organism in Eukaryota, Metazoa, Chordata, Mammalia, Carnivora, Mustelidae.